CCCCGAACGGUUGAGUCAACAUUAUAAUCAAGGCUGUGAGGGCGAGUUCAGGUCGACUAUUUGACUAAGAGGAUUCAAGGCGAGGUCACACCGAAACGGACAGGGGUUGACUGCUUCGCCCGUGGGCUUCAAUAUGGCGGUCCCACCCAUCGUAAAGGCCACGCUGCAGGCGGUGGUCAUUAACGCUGGGUCCAAUGUCUUGGCCCAGUAUAUCAAGGCUUAUAGGAAUGAUAUUGCCUUUGAAAUCGACACUCAGGCCUUGAUACAAUUCACUACAUGCGCCAUCAUCACUACGCCGUUGAACUUCAUCUGGCAAAACAACCUGGAAGCAACCUUCCCUGGUACAAGCCCUCAAAAUACAGCUCCCAAGCACGAUGAAAAGUCUCAGCGCUCGAAACCAGAAGUCUCAAAGCCGGCACUUAAUGUCACCAACACCAUCACCAAGGUCGUUAUUGAUCAGACUAUUGGUGGCACCUGGAACACGGUACUCUUCAUCUUGACCAUGGGUCUCCUGCGAGGUCAACAUCAAGAACUCGUUUUCACGCAAAUCCGAGAGGAGUUUUGGCCCAUCAUGAUCGCCGGCUUCAAACUUUGGCCCUUUGUGUCUGUUCUCAAUUUCACCGUUGUCCCCGUGGAUCAGCGACUGCUGGUAGCCAGUCUUUUUGGUGUGGUAUGGGCUGUUUACCUGAGUUUGAUGUCCGGGUAAGGGGGUGAAUAGAGGAACUGAGACUAUCAACUCCCCAAAUAAGGGAAGGAUUUUUGAGCGAAGGAAGGGAGGGCAAAGCUUUGCCUAUGCCCCAUAUAUGGGCAGUGAUUUGGACACAUGUCAUUCUCGAUAAAGUAGACCAGUAAGAAAGUUAAUCCAUACGUUUUUCUAAC
This is a messenger RNA of Penicillium brasilianum, 879 nucleotides long. The record is from the annotation of a GenBank genome assembly. NCBI's taxonomy places the organism in Eukaryota, Fungi, Ascomycota, Eurotiomycetes, Eurotiales, Aspergillaceae.